AUGGCAGACGGACUAAACCAAGCCCGCGCAAUGCGCGUCGCAGAGAUAAUAAACGACUACCGCACCCUCCUCCUCCACAUCUCCCAACAACACGUCGAACCCUCCCAAUCAGACUACUGGGACGAAGGCUUCGUCGUCCUCCGCGAAUCUCUAGCUUCCGCUCAAACCCUAAUGUCAGCCAACUACCAACCCUGUCCCGUAACCGGACAAGGGAAUGUGGAGACCGAAAAAGCCGAAUUACAAAGAGUCAUACUAGACAGCAGCGCCCGCCGCUUCCAAGCACACAAGAUUUACCUCCGCGCCGCGGCAGCCCGCCGCUGGACCAUGACGCGUGCCGGUGCGCCGAAGAAUGCGACAGCCGCGCUGCACGAGGAGCUCUCGCGCAUCACGGACCAGCAUGUUCUUGCUGAUUUGCGGGCUGCGGAUCUCCGGGCUGGACAUUGGGUUGAGGAUGAUCCUUCUUUGGAGGCUAUUCGGGCUUGGAUUGCGGGGUGUUGA
Molecule: messenger RNA, 498 nt
Organism: Penicillium bovifimosum
Lineage: Eukaryota; Fungi; Ascomycota; Eurotiomycetes; Eurotiales; Aspergillaceae
Exons: 3
Coding region: 1-498 (165 amino acids)
Source: RefSeq, a predicted model, not a curated record